UGUAUAUACCACAUUACAUUAUAAUAUGGAAGUCAGUAUACAAAUUUUUAUUAAGAGGUUUCAUUGCUUAGAAAAAUGUCACAAAAUUAUAAACAAUCAGUAUAAAACUUUAUCGAAAUAUAUGAGUAACAGUGUAAUUAAAUCAAAAAUAUUGCACUACAUAUAAAUACAAAUUGAAAGCAAUAUUUAAGGAUUACGUUGAAAUUGACCGUACUUAUAGGUUAUUCUCUGUAAAGCUUAUUUCUCUCUCAAAAAUGACAACAUCAAAAGAAUUAAAUUUAGCCAGAAAAAGUCUUGUAGCCUCGCUUGGUGAAAAUGCAAAAGUGUAAGAUAUAUUUUAUUAGUUUAAAAAAAAGGUACUUUGAAAAGAUGAAACUGUGGUUUCAAAUGAAGACAACGAAAGAAGAAUUUGAUUGCGAAGCAAGAAAUAUCAUGACAGAAGAUCAAGUUCAUCUUCAUAAUGAAUUUCUUCUUUGUUUAUUUAAUAAAGUUAGAGGUUUAGCUGCUGCUACACCUACACGGAAAUUAGAUCGAGAUAAAGCUAUAAAAGAAAAAAGGCUAAGAUUAAAACGCAAAUAUAGAACUGAUAAAUCAAAUUUUGAGCCCGCAGAUAUGUAUGUUGAAGUAUUAAGUCAAACUUCAUCACCUGUUGGAGAUGAGCCUAUUGGAGCAAAUCGUUCUAGUGCUCAAGAACUUGUACUGCCAGAUAGAACUUUUGUUUUAGCAAGAUUAAUGCUUGCAGCAUGGGAAAAUAAUAUGGAUGGAGCAGAAGAAAGUACUGCACAUAUAGUUAUAGCAGCUACACAGAUUUUUUUAAAAAAUAUACUUACAGCAAUAUUUACAAGAAGAAAAGGGUAUGCUGUUAGAGAUGGUUCAUUUAUUUAUAAUAUUGGAGAACCAGUACCUAGUUCAUGGAAAAGAAAUUCUACUCACAUAUUAAGAUCAUCGGACUACACUGCAACAGAAAUAAUAGAUCCUUAUGGUCAAGUGCCUAUGAUAAAACCAAAUAUUGAAGAAGCAGAGCAAGCUACAGCUUUUGCUUACGCAUGUUCUCCACAAACUAUUCCACCUUCGUUAAAACCUGUUAAUACAGCUGAUUUACAACAUACACUAAAGAUGUAUAAAAAUCUUGUUAGCAACCAUACAAUUUAUGCAACUAAUAUGGAACGAUUAUUUACAUAUGCAACACAUCUAACAUGGGAAGACCUUGAAGUUAAGAGAUUAUCAUGUCAUCAACCUAUUAUAGAUUAAUUUAUUUAAUAGCCUAGAUUAUUUUUUAAAACAAGUGUUUUAAAACAAAAUCGAAAUAAGUUACUUAUAUUAUUUAUGACAUUCUUUUAUAAGAUACACUUUGCUAAUAAAAUAAAUUGCAAAUUAA
Messenger RNA from Bombus huntii, 1378 nucleotides. Its product is annotated as transcriptional adapter 1-like. Gene Ontology annotation, molecular function: transcription coactivator activity. The coding region runs from base 316 to 1251 and encodes 311 amino acids. Gene Ontology annotation, cellular component: SAGA complex. The record is from RefSeq and is a predicted model, not a curated record. NCBI's taxonomy places the organism in Eukaryota, Metazoa, Arthropoda, Insecta, Hymenoptera, Apidae. Gene Ontology annotation, biological process: regulation of transcription by RNA polymerase II. The transcript has 5 exons.